GCUGAACUCAGGAGCAUCAGAUGAUCAAUCUCCUCUCUGGUAGACAGUUUUGAAGAGAAGACUUGCGAUCUAUGAGGAAGUGGAACAGCAGACGACGACCUAUGCAGCUUUGGUAGAUUACGAUGGUGGCUGAAGCGUUUAGGGAACAGAUUAGAACCAGACACAGGGCUGUGCUACCAACGAUGCAGUUUUAGUGCGUCCGUUCAUUGCAUUGCACAGCAAACUGCUCGCCUCUUUGGCUCCGCUGCAUUGCAUCAGAGGGUUUUGGAUUAUCUCCAGGGAAGUAGCUGCCUGAUAGGGUGGUGGCAUCAUGGAUGCAUUGCAUAGGGUUUUGAUGGCGAGGGAGGUCUUGGCACGGAGAGUUUCUGUACGGCCAUUUGUUGGAGACUUUUCAUCAUCCUGGGAUGGGCGCAGUGGAGCUGGGGUGCACGUCUUCUCAGCGGCGGGCCUUCCUACUGUUGAGGAGCAACUUCCCUUCACGGUCACUUUUGCCAAGGAGCGGUGUGGGGGCGAUUUAGUGGCUGCUGCUGGAGAAGGGGGCUGCGUCCAGCUUUUUGACACCUCAAAAUCGCCCCCCGAAUACCCUGACAUACACGGCCCAGGAACUGCGAUUGACACCUGGCAAGCGCACAGCAACUCCAUCUUCGACAUUGCGUGGCUCCAGAAUGACACGCAUCUGCUGACAGGCUCUGGGGACCAAGUGAUCCGGCUGUGGAACCUGGAGGCCCAGCGGUGCGUCCAGGAGCUGCGGGGGCACCAGGGCAGCAUCAAGUCGGUGUGCGUCCAAGCCACACAGAACAAUUGCUUGGCUUCGGGCGGCCGCGACGGGGCCAUCAUGCUGUGGGACCUCCGGACGGCCGUCCGCGCGACGAGACCGUCCGGCAGAGUGUACAGCAGGUGUGAUCCGGUCGCGACCAUCAAAAAUGCGCACCCGUCUCCACUGGUCGCCCCUCGGCGGCGCAGCUCCAAGGACGCGGCCGCGGGGGUGACCUCCGUUUUGUACCUCAAGGAUGGCACCAUCAUUGCCAGCUCGGGUCAUGCUGACGGAGUGAUCAAGUACUGGGACACCAGGAAGCUCCACGCGCCGCUCGUACAAACGCCGCAGCUGACGAGCGCAGAGUCGCCAGAGGCUCCGGCGCGCAUCCAUGGCAUCGUCUGCUUGGCCCAGGACUCCACGGGCGGCCGCUUGAUCGCCUCCAGCCGGAACAACCACAUUUACAUGUACGACGCGCUCAAUCCAGAGCGCGGGCCCUUCCAUAGCUUCACAGGGCACCAGAGCCAGUCCUUCUACACCAAGGCCACGUUCAGCCCGGAUGACAGCCACAUCCUGAGCGGGUCCACAGACAACCACGUGUACAUAUGGGAGGCGGACCGUCCGCAGAGCGGUCCGUUUGUGCUGGAGGGCCACGUGGGCGAGGUGACCGGAGUAGACUGGUGCAAGACGGACGUAACCAAAGUAGCCACGUGCUCCGACGACUGCACGGUGCGGGUAUGGACCAUCAAGCGCUCCCGUGAAGGUCGCGACGGCCGCGCCAACGCGGCCGCGAUGCGCAAGCGGAUCUACUCGGCGCGGCCAAACCCUGCUCCUGCCCCGGCCUCGGAUCUCGGUCCCGAAACGCCUACAUCAGCAACUUCGCGCGCGCGCGCUUCCAAGGAAGCAGCCGCUGACGUGGCAGCUGCUUGUGCGUGUGUGGAUGUCGGGGGAAAGGAUCUGCCCGGGGCGCCUGGGGAGAGGGAACCGGGGGCUGUUUUGGAGGUGGAGAAUGCGACCGGUACGAGUGAGCGGUUGAAACCGGAGGCUGCUUUGAAGGCGGAAAAUGCGACCGGUACGAGUGGGCGGUUGGAACCGGAGGCUGUUCUUGAACCGGAAAAAGCGACCGGGACGAGCGGACAAUUGAAAGAAGGGGGUGUAGGGUCCGGUGGGGAGAUGGACCGGGGGUUAUCUGCCGGGGGUUCUGGAAGAGGCGAAAACCUAGGGGCCGAAUCGGUGGACGUUUAUGGGGGUAAGAAAUGUGAGCUGCGCUUGGGUGGUCCGAUCGAUAACCGGGCACUCAGGCCGGUGCAAAUAUACGGGAGCGAAAGCAAAGUGGAAGCUUUGCAGAGGAAAUGUACGGCACAAAGAGCGGAGGCAACGGAAACGGAAGCCCUUCAAGCGACGCCGCACAAGGAGGGGACUCGCGUUCUCAGCGCGGGGGGGAGUCUGAACCCCAGCCGAUCUCCAUCGACGCCUGUGAAUGUGGAAGGGUUUGAAGAGGGACGGCUCGGAUUGAAUCCCGGUCCAUCUCCGCAGUUCGCAUUCUGGAACUUGGGGUCUCGGGUGAGGGCACCCCAAGAGACGGUGGUUAGGUCCAGUGACGGGACUCAUGCUUCCGAACCUGGUCUACAGAGCCCGUGUUUGAGGUUAGAUGCUAGUAAUGCAAAGGUCAGCGAGAAAGCGGUUAGCCCGUUGAGAAAGGAAGGGCCGGGGCGUUCCGUACACCGCCUGCCGCUGAGUCCGACCCGGGUGAACGUCCAGGUUAGGGGCACGCCUAAAAGGUCCCCGGGGAUCCCCCUCGGCGAACUGCUAGAUCAGCAAGAAAACGUCAGCCCUCUUGGCCUGAAAAAUGCAGUGACGGCGACCGUCAAGGACAAGGACGCACUCGAAAGUCCGUCGUCUGUGUUAAUGUCACCUCUCGAGUCGAGUAGGAAGAGGCAAAGGACGAUUAUUGACUAUUUCAAGAAUCCUUGAGUAGGACACAGCUAAGCUCGCUCAACGUGUCCCCCUGCCAAGAAACUCAGAAUUGUGUUUGCGCUGGCCAGUCAAGUCCUCAGGCAGAGUACCUUCAAAGAACGCGGCAAUGCGGUGCUUGCCACGUCGCCGGGCCUUCUGCUGC
Klebsormidium nitens is the source of this 2873-nucleotide messenger RNA. Lineage: Eukaryota; Viridiplantae; Streptophyta; Klebsormidiophyceae; Klebsormidiales; Klebsormidiaceae. The record is from the annotation of a GenBank genome assembly.